CAGUCUUUGUUUUUGCUUAUUUGUGUUACCAAAAAUGGCGCUGCUGCGAUACAACUAUUCGUUUGCGGUUUUCCUUUUGAUUGCUGCACUCUGCGUCCCGUCGGCGCGGUCGUGGUGCUUCCCUCCUUCCGAGCGUCGAGCGCUGCGCACAGACCUCGAGCCGAUUCGCCUGGCUUCGGGCGGCUGGGACGGCGCGAUUGUCGACAACGUGUUGGCCACCAUUUUGCUCCAGGAAAAAUUGGGCAUUCCAGCCACAACUGUGAAUGUGGAUAAUCUGUCCGAUGAAGAAGUCGUUGAAAUGCUGAAUCGCGGCGAAGUCGACGCCUACCUCGAGCUGUGGGGACUGGACGAUGUGCUCGCCCCCUUCCUUGCCUCCCAGACUGUUCAAAACCUUGGCCCCCUUGGUUUUGUUGCUCGCUUGGGUUGGUACAUCCCCGACUAUGUGGCCAACAUUAGCCGCUCUAUGACCAGUUACGACGCGUACUACUUUGCCGAAACGGUCGAAAUCUUCCAGCGGGAAACCAUCAACUCGUCAACCUCGACUGCCGACACCAUGACUUCGUUGAGCGUGGCAAACUCCGUCGAUGACACCCUGAACAGCGAUGUGUGCAACCCAAGCAAUGGAUCCGCAACACUGCAAGACUGUCACGACGCCCUCUCCGCCCUGGUCGAGCAGGUGCGCGAAACCAACCGCUUGCAAGAAAACAACACUCAGCUCAUCACCUUCUGGACGCCUCCGGCGUACUGGUUGCCGUUGGACGCGACCAUUGCUCGGAAUCUUGGCCUUCCGUUCAACGUGACCGACAUUCCCAUGAUUCCUGAAGAUGGCAACGAUGUUGAGGGCGCGAUUGUGCGCAAUGUUCACGCGGCGUAUGCAGCCCGCAAGCCCUUCAUUACGUACUUUUACAAGCCCCACUCCAUCUUCUCGUCCAUCUCUGGCGUUGGGCUUCGUCGAGUCUCGCUCCCCGAGUACACCGAAGAGUGCGCGGCUUUGGGCGACGGAUACAACUGCGACUACCCCUCGGAAAUUGUCAAGAAGGUGGCCUGGGCGGGAUUGAAGCGGAAAAACUCGGUCGCGCAUUCCUUCCUGUCCCAGUUGACCUUCUCCGAGUACGCCCAGCAGGACAUUGUUGCUGCGUAUGUGUACCAGAACAGGACCUUCGAAGAGGCCACCUGUGCAUGGUUGCUGGACAACCGCGCGGCGUGGGAGAGCUUGUUGCCCGACCCAAACACGCUCAUCACGCCAGCAUCGACGUCCUCAGCUGCCCGCGUCGCCCUGUUUGUUCUCGCUGGCCUUAUUGUCCUGCUUUGCAUGAUCAUGGGACUGAUGACCUGGCAUUUCCGCCGCAUCCGCAUCAUCCAGUCGGCCAGCCCCACGUACUUGCUGCUCAUCUUGUUUGGCGCCGUCAUGUCCAUGCUCUGGAUCUUCCUGGACUAUUCGGAUGACCCAAGCACCGCCCAGUGCACGGCGCGUGUCUGGAUGCGCCAUCUGGGCUUUAGCAUCAUGUUCACGGCGCUCUUCCUCAAGACAUACCGAAUUGCGCGCGUGUUCAAGGCCACCGUCACCAAGUCCACACCCCUGAAUGAUCUUCGCUUGUUCUACCACUUCUUGCAGAUGAAUGUGGUUAUGGUUGUCGUUCUCGUCAUCUGGACCAUUGUCAAUCCUCCGCAUGCCGACCAGCUCAUCUCGGGAAACGAAAGCUACUUGGUGUGCGUCAUUUCUUGGUGGGACAAUGCCAUCUACAUUGCGGAGGUCGGCUGUCUCGUCGGACUUGCCGUGGUCUGCUUCAACGUUCGCAAGGCGCCCUCCGCGUUCAACGAGUCCAAGUUUAUUGCCCUGUCUGUCUAUAACUGGAUUGUGGUCGCCGUCAUCUUGCAAAUCAUCCUGCGUGCCACGACCGGCAAUGCCACAUUCUUCUUCAUUAUCGAGGCGCUCGAGAUCUUGCUGACAGUCCCGAUCAUUGUCGGUCUGCUUUUGGUGCCCAAGCUCUACCUGACGCUCAAAGGAAAGGGUGGCGAGGUGAGCACGAGCAGCUACCGCGCUGCGUCCACGCCUCGUCCCCAUCAGUCUGGCGAUCGCUCGUCCGCCAAGAGGCAGGACAUUGAAAUGUCCUCUGGCAACGGCUCCGAUAGCGUCGAGCAACACACCAGCCAGAAGCAGAGCAGCUCGAUGGGGCCUGUUCCUGCAACCAGCAGCAAAGCCGAUCAGAAGGAGCUCCGAGCGCUGCGCACCGAAAAUGCUCGCUUGCUCAAGGAGUCGGAAGCAAUGCGCCUCCAACUGUUGCGUAUGAACAAUCCGCACAUGUCGGAGUGAGCGGUGCCUUUCCAAAGAAUGCCCGCAGGCGGAUGGAAGCAUUGGAAGGCCCCGCUCGGCCAGAGUGUACAUUGUUUGUUGACGUUGGAUUGUUUUUUGACUUUUCUUUGUUUUGUUGUUUUGUUUCGGCUCGUUUCAAGAGGAGAUUUUCAUUGUUAUAGUUGCUGCUGUUUGUUUGCUAUUGCUGAUUGAACAUUAUAGAUGCGUUUUUUUCU
Messenger RNA from Capsaspora owczarzaki ATCC 30864, 2529 nucleotides. RefSeq lists its product as hypothetical. Gene Ontology annotation, biological process: transmembrane transport; G protein-coupled receptor signaling pathway. NCBI's taxonomy places the organism in Eukaryota, Filasterea, Ministeriida, Capsasporidae. The coding region runs from base 35 to 2314 and encodes 759 amino acids. The record is from RefSeq and is a predicted model, not a curated record. Gene Ontology annotation, cellular component: membrane; ATP-binding cassette (ABC) transporter complex. Gene Ontology annotation, molecular function: transmembrane transporter activity; G protein-coupled receptor activity. The transcript has 6 exons.